This is a messenger RNA of Ectocarpus sp. CCAP 1310/34, 1099 nucleotides long. The record is from the annotation of a GenBank genome assembly. Lineage: Eukaryota; Phaeophyceae; Ectocarpales; Ectocarpaceae.
AUGACCGAAACCUUCUUGCUGCUGCGCAUCCGCCGCGAGGCGUGCGUGUGGUGGUGGAGUUGGGUCGGCACUGAUGGGGUCAGGCGGGAAAAUGUAGAUGCGCGGGCCUUUCUGGCCGUCGGCGUUGGCAGUGAUGCCCAUCUCAUUUUUGUGCGCGGAGGCAGACACCAUCAGAAAGGUGGACGGGCACUACAAGGCCCUAGGUUUGCUAGAGGGAGCUGUAUUGCCUCAGUAACCUGGCUUCGCCAUCAAAGGAGGAGGGAACAGGUGGCGACGAGCUGAACUAGGCUGGCUGACCAUUCGGCGCGAGAAUUUUUAUUUUUUUCAGACCAAGAACCUUGAGUGCAAUGAGGGAGAAAGCGAGGAACCGACUGGGAAGGACAGCAACGAGAGCGUGUACGGACGGAGCAGGUCGAGUGCCGUUUUGCUCGGGCUGACAACAGCGGCGCCGGAUGGAGCAUUGGCACCGGAGCAUGCGGGCGACAUCGACCCGUGGCGCACGGACAAACAUUUCUGUGUUGUCAAUUUUUUUCGUUUUUUUUCUGACUUUCCGUGUUGGUUUUAUGUGAUGACGUCGUCACCGGUUUUGUAGAGAGACCCGUCAGGAUGGCGUGGCUAACCCGGGUGCGUUGGUUUUGUGCCUGCUGCGUGGGAGACCCCUUCAAUGUGGAACGAUUCUUAGCUAGUGUCGAUAUUUUUCACUGCAGUGCCUAACACAGACGAUCGGGAGAGAUUCGGGUGAUUGUCAAUUGCUGCUAUGAUGGCUUUGGUUGGUUGUUCUUUUUCACUGUACGGCCGCAGACACAUUCUGACAGCACUUCAGACAGCAGCUUUGUGCCCCGCCAGCUGCUUGUUCCAUGCCUACCAUGGUGUUUUUGUACAGACAGCACUUCAGACAGCAGUAUGCUGUAGUCGGCAAUCUUCCGUUUUGGUAUAGAGUGGGACAGGGAGGGGGUGAUGCUACUGUAGUCGAACGGUGGGACGGACGUGCAGUUCAGUUUUUGGGCACGCAUACGGUGCUGCAGGGAUUUUUAGGUGAACCUCUUCGGGCUCUUGGAUACCUUUUUCUCGUUACAUGUGUGCGUGUUCUUUAGAUCCU